AUGUUCCGGUGGAGCAACAAGAGCCCUCCUCCGGCCGCCGGUGCCGGAACCGGUGCCGACAGGGCGGCCGGCGGCGGGGAGGUUGCGGUGCAGAAGGUGGACAAGAUCGAGCAGGUUCAAUUCUUGAACGUGGUCUCCAGGCCAUCUGUUGACGUCGACAGAGAGGCGGAGAAGUUCAUCAGGAAGCAGAGGAGCAAGUGGUGA
Molecule: messenger RNA, 204 nt
Organism: Miscanthus lutarioriparius
Lineage: Eukaryota; Viridiplantae; Streptophyta; Magnoliopsida; Poales; Poaceae
Source: the annotation of a GenBank genome assembly